AUGGGGCGUCGGUACGCGAUGCUGACCGCCUUGAUAACCGUCAUACUCGGGACUUGCUCGACGGCGUCAGCCCUAGGGCAGGUAGAUAAACCUACAGUUGACGGAGGUGGUUGUCCUUCACCCGGCCUGACGCUGAAUGGCACUAGAGUUGUUCCACGGUCGGGCAUGUCACCGGACUUUUCAACACUGUCUGAGGUGAAAUUCCCAGCACGCCUGCCGUCCCCUUCUGGCAAGGGAUCGGCUUCAGUGGCGUCCUCAUCCUCCGUAGAUGCUGAAGCGCCGUCCAGGAUCUGCAAGAUAAAAUGUGUGUCGGGCCAAUGGGUCGGUCCCCUGUGCCAAGAAAUAAAUGGUGAUGGCAGAUUUCAGCCAAUACUAAAAUCAUGUGCAUUGGAAGAAGUGCCACCAAAUCUUAUUUUAUCAUUUAAAAAUCGGAUUAUCAUAGAAUUCAAUACGACAAUACCACACAAUAACACAAUAGCAGCGCGGUGUCAAGAACCUAUAGGCACAUACAAACUUAGCGGACCUCCAGUAUUAAAUUGCAGUAAUGGCAUUUGGUCGAGUCCAAUACCUAAGUGUCAACCAACAACUCUAUUCACUAAUUAUUCAGAAAACUCGCCUCCGACAAUUUUGGUACGGGUUCCGUCAGGAUCAGCAGCUGUAGACCAAAAUGGUGGACUAGUCGUUUUCCCUGGAUCAAUAUUACACUUAGAAUGUCUUUAUUUGAGACGACAUGGCGAUCCGGAAUGGACAUGGACAUCUGAGGCGGAAACUUAUCUUACCGAUGAUUUAGAUGAACACAGGGUCAAAAUAUGUGUAAUGGUUGAAGUGGAGAAAGGUAUACCGAGAGUUAAAAUGAUGAGGGGUUCUCCUGGGAUUAAAUGCAACGUUUUACUAGAUGGCGGUUACUACGUAGUUAGACCGUUAUAA
Messenger RNA from Macrosiphum euphorbiae (potato aphid), 927 nucleotides. The record is from the annotation of a GenBank genome assembly. NCBI's taxonomy places the organism in Eukaryota, Metazoa, Arthropoda, Insecta, Hemiptera, Aphididae.